Messenger RNA from Anisakis simplex (herring worm), 366 nucleotides. The record is from the annotation of a GenBank genome assembly. NCBI's taxonomy places the organism in Eukaryota, Metazoa, Nematoda, Chromadorea, Rhabditida, Anisakidae.
AUGAGUCCAAUAAACCGUAUCCCUGUACUUCAAAAUGGUACCGUUCUACGAUUGCUCGGUGUACAGAGCAGUCAAGAAGGACGAUAUUCGUGUACCGCAUCGAACAAGGUUGGACGAGCCGAGGCUGAUACUUUCCUUCAAAUCACAGCACCACCGCGAAUAAUAACACCAUCAGACGAGUUGAAAGUGAUCGCCGGUCACGGUCAAACGAUACGAUGUGAAGUGAGCGGAACGCCAUCACCACGCGUUGAAUGGCUUAAAAACAACAAGAAAUUUGAUGCGGCUAUGGCACAAGCAUCAAGCAAUCUGCAUUAUAUCCAUUUCAGGUUCGAAUUGUCAUCCUUCAGCCGUAUGAAGACCUUAUAA